This is a messenger RNA of Chelmon rostratus (copperband butterflyfish), 2751 nucleotides long. RefSeq names its product solute carrier family 8 member 2a (gene slc8a2a). Gene Ontology annotation, cellular component: axon; postsynapse; sarcolemma. NCBI's taxonomy places the organism in Eukaryota, Metazoa, Chordata, Actinopteri, Chaetodontiformes, Chaetodontidae. Gene Ontology annotation, biological process: sodium ion transmembrane transport; cell communication; calcium ion import across plasma membrane. The record is from RefSeq and is a predicted model, not a curated record. The coding region runs from base 1 to 2751 and encodes 916 amino acids. The transcript has 11 exons. Gene Ontology annotation, molecular function: calcium:sodium antiporter activity.
AUGGGACCCCUCCCCAGUCACCUUUCCCCACUCCUCUUCCUCUCCCUCCUCCUCCUAGCCCAUCCCUGUACCUCCUUCAGGCCCCAGGUUGUGGAGCGAGCGUCUGGUCCCGAGCAGCCUCAGUCCUCUGCUAACACAACGGGGUCUGGCAAGCGGGCGUGUACGGGCGUUGUGGUGUGUAAACCUGGUAUCCUGCUGCCGGUGUGGUUGCCACUCAACCCUCCGCUGGGGGAGCAGGCGGGGAGGGCAGUGGUCUACUUCGCCUGUCUCAUGUACAUUUUCCUGGGUGUGUCCAUCAUCGCAGAUCGCUUCAUGGCAUCCAUUGAAGUCAUCACCUCUCAGGAGAAAGAGGUGACCAUCACCAAACCCAACGGAGAAACAACAGUAACGACAGUGAGGGUCUGGAAUGAGACUGUGUCCAAUCUUACACUCAUGGCCCUGGGCUCCUCUGCGCCUGAGAUCCUGCUUUCUGUCAUUGAGGUGUGUGGGCACAACUUUGAUGCAGGGGAGCUUGGCCCUGGCACCAUAGUGGGCAGUGCUGCCUUCAAUAUGUUUGUGAUAAUCGGCCUGUGUGUGGGGGUGAUCCCUGAAGGAGAGUCUCGCAAGAUCAAACACCUGCGCGUAUUUUUUAUCACGGCUUUCUGGAGUAUUUUUGCCUACAUCUGGCUCUACCUCAUACUGGCUGUCAUCUCACCUGGGAUUGUAGAGGUGUGGGAGGCCGCUGUGACGCUGCUUUAUUUUCCGGUGUGUGUGAUCUUGGCCUGGAUCGCUGACCGUCGCCUACUCUUCUACAAGUACAUGCACAAGCGUUACCGUGCUGACAAGAGGCACGGCAUCGUGGUGGAAAUGGAAGGUGACCUUGCGCCCAAAGGCAUUGACGUGAUCAUGGAUGGAAAGUUGUCAGACGGUGGUUCGUGUCCUGGAAACUCCUCCAGUGUGACAGUCUCUGUGCAGACAGGCAAUGAGCUUGACCAGAACAAAGAUGAGGUGGUCCGCAUCCUGAAAGACCUGAAGGAGAAACACCCAGACAAAGACCUGGACCAGCUGAUUGAGAUGGCCAACUACUCUGCCCUGGUCCACCAGAAGAAGAGUCGUGCCUUCUACCGUGUCCAGGCGACACGCAUGAUGAUUGGUGCUGGCAAUAUAUUAAAGAAACACGCUGCAGACCACUCACGUCGCUCAGGAGGCCAGGACUCUGACUUGGCCACAUGCUCACACAUUUGUUUUGAAAGUGCCCAGUACCAGUGCACAGAGAACUGUGGGUCUAUGAGCCUCGGGGUGAUUCUUGAGGGGGGCACAGGCCAGAACACUUUCUAUGUGGACUACUGUACAGAAAAUGGCUCUGCCAAUGCUGGGGCAGACUAUGAAUUCAGUGAGGGAACCCUGGUGUUUAAGCCCGGAGAGACCCGCAAAGAUAUCAAGGUGGGCAUCUUGGAUGACGACAUUUUUGAGGAGGAUGAGCAUUUCUUUGUGCGUCUUCAGAACCUGAGGUUAGAAGAAGGUGGAAAUGAAGGAGCAGGAAGUCCGCUCAAAGGUAGACUAGUGGAGCCGCUGGUUGCCACCGUCACUAUCUUGGAUGAUGACCAUGCUGGUAUCUUCACCUUUGGCCAGCGAGUGCUGCGGGUGAGUGAGAGCACGGGCACCCUGACAGUGACAGUGGUGAGGAACUCGGGCUCCAGGGGCACCGUUGCUGUGCCGUACCAUACAGAGGAUGGCAGUGCCAAGGCUGGGGUGGACUACGAGGAGACCAGAGGCGAGCUGGAAUUCACCAAUGAACAGACCAGUCAGAAUUUAAAAGUGCACAUUAUAAAUGUGGAGGAGUACGAGAAGCAAGAAAACUUCUUCAUUGUGCUUGAGGACCCCAAAUGGCUGAAGCGGGGAAUCUCUGGACACCCCACCCCUGAGGAGGAGGAGGCCCGGAGGAUCUCUGAGAUGGGCAAACCCAUUCUAGGAGAGCACAGCAGGCUAGAGGUCAUCAUAGAGGAGUCCUGUGAGUUUAAGAGCACAGUGGACAAACUGCUGAAGGACACAAAUCUGGCGUCAGUGAUUGGCACUCACUCGUGGAGAGAGCAGUUCAUUGAAGCAGUCACAGUCAGUGCAGGCGAUGGAGAUGAGGAGGAGGGACAGGAGCAGCGAAUGCCGAACUGCUUCGACUAUUUCAUGCACAUAUUGUGCAUUUUCUGGAAGCUUCUGUUUGCUUGCAUCCCACCCACCGAGUACUGGAAUGGCUGGGCAUGCUUCAUAGUGUCAAUCUCUGUCAUUGGUUUCUUAACAGCCAUCAUUGGAGACCUUGCUUCCCAUUUUGGCUGCACAGUUGGCCUUAGAGAUACUGUCACUGCGGUGGUCUUUGUAGCACUGGGGACUUCACUUCCUGAUACCUUUGCUAGUAAAGUGGCUGCGACUCAGGACCAGUAUGCGGAUGCAUGUGUGGGAAAUGUGACAGGAAGCAAUGCUGUUAAUGUGUUUUUGGGCAUUGGACUGGCUUGGUCCGUGGCUGCCGUGUAUUGGGAAGUCAAAGGUAAGGUCUUCCGUGUGGAUCCUGGCUCGCUGGCCUUCUCCGUCACACUCUUCACCAUUUUUGCCUUCUUGUCUAUGGGAGUGUUGAUGCUACGCCGGAGGCCGUCCAUAGGCGGCGAACUGGGAGGCCCGCGGAUCCCCAAAGUCCUCACUUCACUGCUUUUCUUUGGACUCUGGUUCCUCUACAUCCUCUUCUCUAGCUUGGAGGCCUAUUGCCAUAUACAAGGCUUCUGA